Molecule: messenger RNA, 3443 nt
Organism: Sceloporus undulatus (fence lizard)
Lineage: Eukaryota; Metazoa; Chordata; Lepidosauria; Squamata; Phrynosomatidae
Gene: NIT2
Product: nitrilase family member 2
Exons: 10
Coding region: 28-951 (307 amino acids)
Biological process (GO): oxaloacetate metabolic process; L-glutamine metabolic process
Cellular component (GO): mitochondrion
Molecular function (GO): omega-amidase activity
Source: RefSeq, a predicted model, not a curated record
CCCAGCAGGCCUUGGGCUCCACGGAGCAUGCGCAGUGACCCUCUCAGGAGCAUUUUGAUUCCCUGGGUCGAGCAGCCAGCCUGGUCUUGUCAGUCUUCAAUGCAGCAGGCGAGAAGAGCCAUGGCCAAUUUUCGUCUCGCGCUCAUCCAGCUUCAUGUGUCUGCUGUUAAAACAGAUAACUUGAACCGAGCCUGUGGGUUUGUAAGGACUGCAGCACAGCAAGGAGCAAAACUUGUGGUUCUGCCGGAAUGCUUCAAUUCGCCCUAUGGCACAAAAUAUUUUCCAGAAUAUGCAGAGAAAAUUCCUGGAGAAUCCACACAAAAGCUCUCAGAGGCUGCAAAGGAAUGUGGCAUUUUUGUCAUUGGAGGCUCUAUUCCAGAGGAGGAGGAUGGUAAACUGUACAACACAUGCACAGUUUUUGGUCCAGAUGGUGCUAUGUUGGCCAAACACAGGAAGCUUCACUUGUUUGACAUUGAUGUUCCUGGGAAAAUCCGGUUUCAGGAAUCAGAAACACUGUGUCCUGGUAACAAGUUCUCUGUGUUCGAUACUCCAUACUGUAAGAUAGGACUUGGGAUCUGCUAUGACAUCCGUUUUGCUGAGCUUGCCCAAAUCUAUACACAAAAAGGUUGCCAGCUCCUGGUGUAUCCAGGAGCUUUUAACCUGACAACUGGGCCAGCCCACUGGGAACUGCUCCAAAGAGGACGAGCUGUUGAUAACCAAGUCUAUGUGGCAACUGCAUCUCCUGCUAGGGAUGAAAAGGCAUCAUAUGUAGCCUGGGGACACAGCACUGUAGUAAAUCCAUGGGGAGAGGUCAUAGCCAAAGCAGACAUUGAAGAAACUGUUGUCUAUGCAGAUAUUGAUUUAAAGAAGCUUGCAGAGAUUCGUCAGCAGAUCCCUAUUCAUUCCCAGAAACGAUCUGACCUUUACACCGUAGAAGCAAAAACUGCAUGAUAAAGUGUUUUGAAUCACUAUACCUCCUGCUGCUACAUGUAUUCAUCUUUAGUAAAAUCAAGUUAAAAAGGUUAAGUACAUGUAAGAAACUAGUAAACACAAUUAUAUAUAUAAUUGGAUUAAUUUUCAUAAUGUGUCUAGAGGGACUUCAUCCAUUUCAUAGUAUAACAACUACCAGUAGUGCCUUCACCAUCAAGCACAUGACUGAAAAAAUGAAAUAGUAAGCUAUUCUCAUGCUGCAACAUAUCCUUGAUUUGGCCAAUAUGUUUCAAAAGGUAGGAACUGUUUCUGUUGCUAUAUGCAAGACUUGUCACCUGGAUACACUUCUUUUCUAAACAUCCAUCUUGCAAACUCUAGUCUUACCUUGGUUUUAUAUAAUGUGGUCUAAAGCAGUGUUUUUGUGUUCUUAGCUCUGUAGAUGUUUUGAGAUUGAACUUGCAGAAAUCCCAGGCAGUAUGGCCAGUGGUCAGGAAUUCUAAGGGCUAAAGUCUCAAAUAUCUGGGCCAAAUUUGUAAGACCAUUCACUUGGAUCCUCCAUGUUUUGGACCUCUGCUCCCAGAGUCCCUCAUUGUUGGUCAUAUUAACUGGAGUUUCUGUGUGGGGAGCCACUGGUCUAAAGUGAUGAGGUCAAAUUAAGUAGCCAGUAUGGAGGCUGGUCGAAUUUAAAGUAUGAAUUAGAUUGCUGGUAAAGAGCAUGGCCUAAAGAUUUGGGCUAUCUUUGGUGUUGUAGAUAUUUUGGAGUAGAACUCCCAUAAUCUCUUACUACUGAACUCUGUAUGUUUAGGUUUCUGGUAGUUGAUAUAUAAAAUAGUCACAGGGCCAAAGUUUCACCACCCAACCCUGCUGUGUCAUUGGCUGAGUUCUGAAGUAUUGCCUUCUAGUCUGUUAAGGCCACAAAAAUACGGUAGGCUCAAACACACCACACUGUUAUUAUAUCAGUGAGGAUAUUUCUCAGUAGAUUCAAGAGUUGUGGAUACUUGUUCAGAUUUUCCUAAACCCUAAAGAACACUGGCAGUUCUUGCCAAAUUGUAAGCCUACUUCUGAUCUGCAGAUUGCAGCUCACAGGCAUUAAAAGAUAAUGUCAAAAAGAUAAGGAAUUCCUUCCAUACAGACAUGUCCAACAUUGCCUUUUUUCUUGCCAUGGUCAUUCAUGGGUGGAAGGAUUUAUAUAUAUGAAUUCUGAAUUAUGUCAGCCUCCACCUAGUGUUUGAAGAGGUUCAGCCAAAUGGCAUUGGUGAGAACUAGUCCCAAAUGCUGGAGACAAAACAACUUUUUGGAAGGAAUUCCUACAUCAUCUCUCACUCCUUCCUCCUCUGAACAUCUUGAUAACCGUAAUUUCUUCCUACUUUAUACAUUGCUAAACAAAGGCUUUCUUUUGUCCCCUUCCCUUUUUACUCAACCAGCUUCUUUUGUGUCAGGGGACAGAGGGAAGGCAUAUUUUGCCACCUGCUGUCCCAAUUCCCUUUUUGCCAAACCAUUUCCCUUCCAGCUACAGGUAUACCCACUGAACACAUGCAACAGCCAUUGGACAAUAAUUCGUUGUUUAUUGCUCACAAAGUGACUUUGACUUAUAGUGACCCUAUGAAUGAGAGACCUCCAGGUCACCCUGUUAUCAACAACGCUGCUCAGGUUUUGCAGAUUCAGAGCCAUUGCUUCUUUCAUUGAGUCUGUUCAUCUAGAAUGCAGUCUUCCUCUUUUUGUGAUGCCUUCUACACAGUGGAUAUAUAUUCACAUAGGAACUCUGACAACAUGCUGGCAUUUUUUAACAAGAUCGUUAACCACAGAAAAUACAUUGUUCUUUGUUUCCCUUAUUUUAAAGGCAGAAUAUUUAUGCCCAUUAUCUAAUUUUUAUCUAUUAAAUUUUACACUGAAAGAAGAAAUCAAUUUUUAUUACAAAUACAACAGAACUUUUUUCUUUUGUUUUGGGAUGUUCCUUUUUGGUGAGGUUCAGAGAUGCCUGGCCCUCUUGGGUUUAGAAAACAAAUGUAAGCUGUUGAAACAAACACACCAUCAAUGUGUAAUACAGUGGGGGUAGUUUUUGUUUAAAUGUUAUAUGAAUUAAGAUUUUUACUGGGUUAUGCUACAUUUUUAAUUUGGCAUCUUGCGUUCAUUUUCUUUUUGGCUAACUAUACAUUUCUUUGAACUUACUGUACAGAAAAGCAGUAUAAAAAUGGGGAUGAGGAGAUUAGACCAGAUCCAACUACUUUAUCAUUAAGGUCCAAUGCCAUCCACUGAAUCAAAGCUGGCAUCCUAUUAGAGGUCUGUACUCAACAGUCAUCAUUGUACCAUCACCUAACACUGAUAUACUUGCCCUACAACAUGAUUUACAUGCAAAUCUGAAGUAUGAAAGGAAAACCACAAAUAUUCAGCCCCAGAAAGGUACCAAAUUUGAAAGGGAUUAUCACUGUUCAUCACCAAAUUAUAUUUCAUCUCUUUCUUCUCUCUGGUUGAUUAGCUGUUAUGUUGCAUACAAUAAAAAGAAGCAAAAGAAA